This is a messenger RNA of Thrips palmi, 2709 nucleotides long. It is a transcript of the gene Oatp58Dc, whose product is annotated as solute carrier organic anion transporter family member 74D. The transcript has 12 exons. The record is from RefSeq and is a predicted model, not a curated record. Gene Ontology annotation, molecular function: protein binding. Gene Ontology annotation, cellular component: membrane. Gene Ontology annotation, biological process: sodium-independent organic anion transport; transmembrane transport. Lineage: Eukaryota; Metazoa; Arthropoda; Insecta; Thysanoptera; Thripidae. The coding region runs from base 173 to 2470 and encodes 765 amino acids.
CGGCGGACAGCCUCGCCAAACAGCGACCCACGCCGACGGUCCCAGCACGGACACCCGCGCGCCGGCGACUUCGACUGCAGCCCUCCAGGACGACGGCCAGGACGACGCGACCUGGUGCAGCGCGCCCGAGUGCCUGAGUGCGCUAUGACGGGCUAAGCCCCUCACCGCCAUCAUGCCCGCCACCAACGUGCCCGCCCACGAGAAGGACAGUAAAGUGUUGUCGCCGCUGCUGGUGCCGCCGCCAGUGACCGAGGAUGGCGUCGCCAAGGGGGGCAAGAGCCCCCAGUCCCCCAAGACCCCCGUCGACCUGGAGGACCUGUACCGCGACCUGCCCCUCACGGAGGACACCACCUGCGGCAUCUCCUUCAUACGCGGACCCUGGCUGCAGAGGUUUGCCACCAAGAACGUCUACGUCUUGAUCUACGGCCUGCUGGGCUGCAUCUUCUCCGCCAGCUACGCCUACUCAAACGGCAUCAUCACCACCCUAGAAAAGAGGUUCAAGAUACCCAGCAAGACCAUCGGAAUCAUCACGGUGGGCAAUGACUUCACGCAGCUGUUCGUGUCGGUGUUCCUCAGCUACUACGCGGGCAAGGGGCACCGGCCGCGCUGGAUCGCCUUCGGCAUCUACACCGUGGUGCUGUACUGCCUGCUCACCGCGCUGCCGCACCUCAUGUACGGGCCGGGCGAGGACUCGCUCGCCCUCACCGUGGAGCACGGCGCCGUGUACGACCGCAACGCGUCGCACGAGGAGAGAGACAAGAUGGAGCGCAAGGCGAUGUGCGCGCUGGACGGCACCCCGGGCAUCAAGUGCGACUCCGAGGAGGGCAACAUGGCGCCCAUCGUCAUCCUGUUCCUGGCGCAGCUCGUGUCCGGCAUCGGCGGCUCGCUGUACUACACCAUCGGCGUGUCCUACAUGGACGACAACAUCAAGAAGGACAAGACCCCCGCGCUCAUCAGCUUCUCGUACUUCCUGCGGAUGCUGGGCCCAUGCAUCGGCUACGCGCUGGCGUCCUUCUGCCUCAAGCUGUACAUCUCGCCCACGCUGAGCCCCACGAUCGACAACAAGGACCCCCGCUGGCUGGGCGCCUGGUGGCUGGGCUGGAUCAUCCUGGCCGUGCUGCUGUUCCUGUUCGCCUCGGUGCUGGGCCUGUUCCCGCGCACGCUGCCCCGCGCCGCCGCGCGCCGCCUGCACGCGCAGCAGGACAAGGACGCCAAGGGCGAGGACGGCGAAGAGCAGCCCGCCGCCUCCAUCAAAGACAUGCUGACCACGUUCAAGCGGCUGCUGCAGAACCCCACGCUCAUGUGCAACAACGCGGCCUCCGUCUUCUACUUCUUCGGCUACAUGCCCUACUGGAUCUACAUGCCCAAGUACAUCGAGACGCAGUACCGCCAGUCCGCGUCCAGCUCUAGCCUCGUCACUGGCACGGUGGGCAUCGUGUUCUCCGGCAUCGGCAUCCUGCUGUCCGGCAUCGUCAUCACCAAGUUCCGGCCCAACGCGCGCCACAUGGCGCUGUGGAACACGCUCGUGGGGCUCGUCUCGGCUGCCGGCAUCAUCUCCUACAUCUUCCUGGGCUGCCCGGACAACGACAGCUACGGCGGCCUGCUCAAGCCGAGCGGAGAGCUGGAGACGUCCUUCCAGUGCAACACGGACUGCCUCUGCGAGUACGUCAAGUACUCCCCGGUGUGCGCGUCCGACGGCUACACCACGUACAUCUCGGCGUGCCACGCGGGCUGCCGCGACUACGACCUCGGGCCCAGCGGCGGCAAGGUCGCGACGUACAAGAACUGCAGCUGCAUCGCGCCGCUGAUGCGCAACGGCACCCUGCUGGGGACGACGCCAGCCCCCACGGCCACGUUCGGCUCGGCGACGUACCCGGAGGGCGGCAUCGCCACGCCGGGGGCCUGCCCCGUCGACUGCUCGCACACCUUCUACAUGUUCCUGGCCGUCGUCUGUCUGCUCAAGUUCAGCGGCGCCACGGGCAGGGCCACCAACUUCCUGGUGUCCGUCAGGUGCGUCGAGGAGAAGGACAAGCCCGUGGCCAUGGGGCUGGGCAUCACCCUCAUGAGCCUCUUCGCCUUCAUGCCGUCCCCGAUCUUCUUCGGCUACCUUAUGGACGCCACGUGCCUGGUGUGGGGUAAGACGUGCACGGGGAACGGCAACUGCUGGCUGUACAACGGGGAGUCGCUGCGGUACCUACUUAACUUGACUUCGGCAGGGUUCGUGCUGGUCGGGACCAUGUUCGACGCCGGGGUCUGGUACUUCGUCAAGAACGUGCAGAUCUUCGACGACGACGUCAAGGCCGUGGUGACGGCCGUGCAGCCCGAGGAGCAGCUCUACGGCUCGCGGCUCAACCUGGACCACAACGAGAAGGAGGACGAGUGCGAGAUGCAGAACAACAUCCUGAACCACUUGAGCAACCAGCACAACGAAAAGACAAAUCACACAUCAGACGAGGGCACUAAACACUAAAGUUCAUUAGUUUAUUUUUUUUUUCAUAGCUCUGAUUCUAUGUUAGUCAGAUGUGUAUUUUUAUACUGUGAUGAUGUGUGUCGUAUUUUUAUUAUUUGUACGGAAUGCUGUGCGUGAUACCAAAUGUCAUACUGUUCUUUAUUUUUUUUGUGUGUCUGUAUGUAUAUGAGUGAAUGUAUAUACGUGUGCCUGUGUGUUACUUUAGCGGUCUAGAAUAAAACGCUUCGUUCCUAUUGAAA